Molecule: messenger RNA, 2028 nt
Organism: Thermochaetoides thermophila DSM 1495
Lineage: Eukaryota; Fungi; Ascomycota; Sordariomycetes; Sordariales; Chaetomiaceae
Exons: 3
Coding region: 1-2028 (675 amino acids)
Biological process (GO): DNA-templated transcription
Molecular function (GO): DNA binding; zinc ion binding
Source: RefSeq, a predicted model, not a curated record
AUGGCCCCCUCGUCCAACGGCGACUCUCCGCAUUCAGCAACGGCCAGUUCCAUGACGACUGCUGUCGCCGCCGCCUCGGCUCCUGGCGCCCAUGGCGCGCCCCCGGUCGUCAGGCAGUAUCAAAUUCCAAACCGCGACUUCACUGUUGAGAUCCCGGCUCCCGGGAUUGCUGCGGCCGCCGCCAAUGGCGCAACGUCUUUGAAGUCUCCAACCUCAUCCUUGAAGUCCGCCGCUCGGACUCCGAGUUUCACCCGUGAAGGUAUCCUCGGCUCGGCGCAAAAGACUCGGAAUAUGUCGCAAGCAGCCACUGCCACACCUGCCACUGCUACGACUGCCACUGCAACAACCGAUACGAGACCAGACAGUUCUUCGAACGGUAUUGUCGCAAAACCGCCUUCUGAAGAGAGUGUAAAUCCCCUCAAGAGGAGAAACCCCGAUACCGGAGUCGACUAUCCCCGGAGGAGAGCAACUAUUGCGAUGACCCUGGUAAACCAGCAGCACAACGGCAUCGGUCUAUCGCACGAUUCGCCAAACAUGAGCAAUGGCACAGCCUUGAGCGGAGAAAACAUGAUGAUGCAGAACCCAACUAAUUUCGUCUCUAUCAUCCCCAAUGGCGGCUUUGGGACCUGGUCUGCGACAUCCAACAGCCUCUCAACCAUGCCGAAAGUACACACGAACGCUGCUCUUCACCUUCUUCAAUGGCCGCUGAUUCGGGACUUGGUGUCUCGGCCGUAUGACCCGCAGAUUCUCCUUCAGCUGGAAAUGGCCCGCGAGCCGCUUCAUUCUCUAGCAAAGACACCCUGCGUCGACCUUUCCAAUACCCAAGCCUACAUCGAAGCUUACUUCGACCGAGUCAACGUAUGGUACGCCUGCGUGAACCCUUACACCUGGCGCAGCCACUAUCGGAGUGCAUUGUCAAACGGUUUCAGAGAAGGGCCCGAGAGCUGUAUCGUGCUGUUAGUCCUUGCGCUCGGCCAGGCCAGCUUACGUGGGAGUAUAUCAAGAAUUGUUCCGCAUGAAGAUCCACCAGGGCUCCAAUACUUUACGGCUGCAUGGUCGUUGCUGCCCGGCAUGAUGACGUCUAACAGCGUGCUCGCGGCACAAUGUCACUUGCUGGCUGCUGCUUACCUCUUCUAUUUGGUCAGACCUCUCGAGGCCUGGAAUCUUCUCUGCACUACAAGCAUGAAGCUACAGCUUCUUCUCAUGACUCCAAAUCGUGUCCCACCUGACCAAAAGGAGCUGAUCGAGAGAAUCUUUUGGAAUGCACUUCUCUUCGAAAGCGACCUUCUGGCCGAACUCGACUUGCCUCACUCGAACGUCGCUCAGUUCGAGGAAAAUGUUGGGCUACCUUGCGGCUUUGAAGGUGACGAGAACGAGGCUGUCGGACGGGACGAUUUAUGGUAUUUUUUGGCUGAAAUUGCGCUACGGCGACUGUUGAAUCGUGUCAGCCAGCUUAUCUACUCGAAGGAUUCGAUGGCAUCGACGACCAGUCUGGAACCGGUCGUUGCGGAGCUUGAUUUCCAGCUGACACAGUGGUACGAGAGCUUGCCGGCGCCGCUCCAGUUCCCAUUUACAAGAACCAUGCUCCCGGAUCCCGUGCAAACGGUGUUACGCUUGCGCUUCUUCGCCUGUAGGACCAUAAUCUACCGGCCUUACAUUCUCGCUGUUUUGGAUAACGAACAGGCCAUACUGGAUCCCACGGUUCGGGACAAUUGCACUAAGUGUCUUGAAGCAUGCAUUCGGCAAUUGGAGCACAUCACAGCUCAUCACGCCGGACACAUGCCGUACCUCUGGCAAGGCGCGCUCUCAAUCGUCUCUCAGACUCUGCUGGUUAUGGGAGCCACGAUGUCACCGUCGCUGUCCACUAUUCUUUGGAGUCUUGUCCCUCACCGUGAGGCUAUUGACCAGAUCAUCAACGAUGUGGUCAUGGAGAUCGAACGCUACGCUGUUCUUUCACCCAGCCUCAGCUUGGCGGCCGAGAUCAUCAAGGAAGCUGAGGUCAGGCGUCGGGCAUUCCUCAGCGGUUGA